AUGUCGGCAGAUCUUUUUGCAGAGUUUGGAGCUGAUGCUCCUUCUGACCAACAGCAACAGUCUGCGAUAUCCACAAAGCCCGGUGCACCCGCAACGUCGGAUUUCAGCUUCUUCAAUGAUCUGGCCAACACUCCAGGCCCCGGCGCAAUAUCCCAACAAGUACCAUCAACCAACACUUUUCACAAUCUUCACUCUUCUUCUGUGCAAGCGGCCGAUACGGGUGAUAAUGACGACUGGGGCGACUUUGAAGGCGGCUCGUCAUUCGAGCCAGCUCGUAACACCCCACACGACCCAUUUGCCUUUGCACCGCCCCAAGCCUCGCAGCCACAAACAAACUCGUGGAACAUCACCUCUAACGACAAUGACCCGUUUGCAUUCUCAACACAGACAUGGCAACCGGCACCUAUUGUAAAGGCCAAGAAACCUGCAGAUUCGAGCGUGCUCUUCGACGUAGAGGACGAAUUUGACAAUGACGACGACUUUGGCGACUUUGAGGGCGAAGAAAAGACACAGGUGAAUGUAGGAGUGCCGGCUACAUCGUCAUCUGCACUCGUGGAUCUACUCGGGGAUAUGAGCAUAUCACAACCGCAGCCUCCAAGUAGCGGUCAGAGAGAUAUAAGCGGCGAAAAGCCAGCAUGGAAAAAUCAAGUGUCUACCAAGAAGAGUGCAAAGGCCAGCUUUGGUGCAGUGCCCAAGUCAAAGCCGCCUGCGUCAAAACCUGCACCGACGCCACAAUCGGAAGAUGACGGAUGGGAUGAAUUUGACGACUGGGAGGCAUCUAUUCCCACGCAAGCCUCCGCAAAAGCAUCAAACAAGCAGGCCACCAAAUCUCCCACAAAUACUGCACCGCCGCCGAUACUCUCUCCCAUAACAGCUGACCCACAGCCUGGCGAGUUGCCUCCGACCAACGUUCCACCACCUGGAGUUCUGCUUUCGCUCUUUCCUUCCAUGUUCACGGAGGCACAGGAAAAGCUUUUCAAGCCCAUGGCAGCACAGCCCCUACCCAUGCGGAACAAGUUGCUCGCCGAGCCAGCUACGACUGCUUACCUUGAGGGCUAUCUCAUGCUGGCAAACGUGGCGGCACACAUUAUCGCAGGACGAAAGCUGCGCUGGAAACGAGACCAGCACUUGUCUCAGGGCAUGCGAAUAGGGCCAGCGUCAUCACGAGCAACUUCUGGAAUGAAGCUAACGGGUAUCGACAAGGGCGAAAACCUCAAGGAAGAGCGAGAAGUUGCCGACGUGGUGAGAAGCUGGAAAGAGCAGGUUGGAAGGCUGCGACAUGUGGUUGCGGGUGUCAAUCAGAUCAGAGCGGGUGCUUUGGAUCGCGGCCCCGACCUGCAAGAGACGAUGCCUGUCAAGACGUUGAAGCAGUCCGAGGGCGGUAUACCUGCACGGCAGGCUUGCAUGUUAUGUGGGCUCAAAAGAGAAGAAAGAGUGACUGCAGCCGACUUGGCUACCGAUGACAGCUUUGGCGAGUGGUGGAUCGACCAAACCAACAUGCAUCGAGGUGCGUCUUCGCCCACUGCCAAGCCUUGCCACUCAUGCGCUGAUUUUGCUAUUAGGUUGCAGGAACUUUUGGAACCAGCACAGAGAUGCUCUUCGGCAGCGAUGAUGGCUUGGGUGUGUUCCGGAUCACAUGGCUGGAGCGGACGAAUCGUCGGCGCGGUGGAUUUGCGGACAAGGGGAGAGGCUACGGCAAUGUGA
This is a messenger RNA of Exserohilum turcica Et28A, 1704 nucleotides long. RefSeq lists its product as uncharacterized. The record is from RefSeq and is a predicted model, not a curated record. The transcript has a single exon. Bases 1 to 1704 code for a protein of 567 amino acids. NCBI's taxonomy places the organism in Eukaryota, Fungi, Ascomycota, Dothideomycetes, Pleosporales, Pleosporaceae.